AUGGGUGAGGAUGGGAUAGCAUCACCGGUAAAGCCCCAUGUGACCGAAGAUAUGUUGCACGACUUGCGGUCAUGGAUCGGCGAAGACCCCAAACGUAUGCCGAAGACCCUGUUCAAGAUGCUGCGUGUACUCUAUCAGUCGGGCAAUUAUGGUGAUGCAGCGCGUCCAACUCCCCGGCAAAUGCAACAAUCCAUCAACUACGUGUGCGAACCAAGGAGUUGCACAACAAAAGUACUGUGCCGGCUGUUGAUGAUGCGUUGCAACAUUGGGUUCUGCCAACCGCACAAGAAGAUCAAGAAAUCCAUCACCCAUUCGUAUUCGGCGUGGAAAAAGUUGAUGGCAUGCCCCGCAUAG
Messenger RNA from Aphanomyces astaci, 354 nucleotides. RefSeq lists its product as hypothetical. The transcript has 2 exons. The record is from RefSeq and is a predicted model, not a curated record. The coding region runs from base 1 to 354 and encodes 117 amino acids. Lineage: Eukaryota; Oomycota; Saprolegniomycetes; Saprolegniales; Verrucalvaceae.